Spirodela intermedia is the source of this 1696-nucleotide messenger RNA. NCBI's taxonomy places the organism in Eukaryota, Viridiplantae, Streptophyta, Magnoliopsida, Alismatales, Araceae. The record is from the annotation of a GenBank genome assembly.
AUGGAUCUCGUCCUGCUGGAGAAGGUCCUCCUGGGGCUCUUCGUGGCCAUCACGGUUGCCGUGGUCGUCUCGAAGCUACGAGGGAAGCGGUUCAAGCUGCCACCGGGGCCAAUUCCUGUUCCCGUCUUCGGCAACUGGCUGCAGGUCGGCGAUGACCUGAACCACCGCAAUCUGACGGCCAUGGCACGCCGCUUCGGCGAGAUCUUCCUGCUCCGGAUGGGGCAGCGCAACCUGGUAGUGGCCUCCUCGCCGGAGCUGGCACGCGAGGUCCUGUACACGCAGGGGGUGGAGUUCGGCUCUCGCACCCGCAACGUCGUCUUCGACAUCUUCACCGGCAAGGGCCAGGACAUGGUCUUCACCGUCUACGGGGACCACUGGCGGAAGAUGCGGCGGAUCAUGACCGUGCCCUUCUUCACCAACAAGGUGGUCCAGCAGAACAGACACGGGUGGGAGGACGAGGCCGCACGGGUGGUGGCAGACCUCAAGGCCAACCCCAAGGCGGCGACAGAGGGGGUGGUGCUGCGGCGGCGCCUCCAGCUCAUGAUGUACAACAACAUGUACAGGAUCAUGUUCGACCGCCGCUUCGAGUCGGAGGAGGACCCCCUCUUCCUGAAGCUCAAGGCGCUCAACGGCGAGCGGAGCCGCCUGGCGCAGAGCUUCCAGUAUAACUACGGGGACUUCAUCCCCAUCCUCCGGCCGUUCCUCCGUGGGUACCUGAAGAUGUGCAAGGACGUUAAGGAACGCCGGAUUCAGCUCUUUAAAGACUGCUUCGUGGAAGAGCGCAAGUGGGUAUUCCUGACCCUCAACGCCCGCCGAGUCGACCUUCCGAGUUGCGAUUUCCCUACUCACCGACCGAGUCUGUUUGCCCCGCAGGAAACUCAACCAGACCGGCGGUUCCGACGGUCUCAAGUGCGCCAUCGAUCACAUACUCGAAGCCGAGAAGAAGGGGGAGAUCAACGAGGACAAUGUUCUCUACAUCGUCGAGAACAUCAACGUCGCCGGUGAGCAUCUCUCUCUCUCUCUCUCACUCUCUCCAGCUAUGUUUAUAUAUAUAAAUAUAUUAAAUAUGCACACUGUCCCGGUGUGGUCUUAUCUAGCGAUCGAGACGACCCUCUGGUCGAUCGAGUGGGGCAUAGCGGAGCUGGUGAACCACCCAGAGAUCCAGGAGAAGCUCCGCCGCGAGAUCGAUGCCGUGCUCGGUGCCGGUGUCCAGGUGACGGAACCGGACAUGCCGAAGCUCCCCUACCUGCAGGCCGUCAUCAAGGAGACUCUCCGCCUUCGCAUGGCCAUCCCCCUCCUCGUUCCCCACAUGAACCUCCAUGACGCAAAGCUCGCCGGCUACGACAUCCCCGCCGAGAGCAAGAUCCUGAUCAACGCCUGGUUCCUCGCCAAUAACCCCAACCACUGGAAGAAGCCGGAGGAAUUCCGGCCAGAGCGGUUCCUGGAGGAGGAGGCCAAGGUGGAGGCCAACGGCAACGACUUCCGCUUUCUCCCCUUCGGCGCCGGCCGGCGGAACUGCCCAGGCAUCAUCCUAGCCCUUCCCAUCCUCGGCAUCACCAUUGGCCGCCUGGUGCAGAACUUCGAACUGCUGCCGCCGCCGGGCCAGGACAAGAUCGACACCACCGAGAAAGGUGGCCAGUUCAGCAUGCACAUCCUUACCCACUCCACCAUCGUUGCCAAGCCCCGCGCCCUCUGA